Molecule: messenger RNA, 1653 nt
Organism: Gregarina niphandrodes
Lineage: Eukaryota; Apicomplexa; Conoidasida; Eugregarinorida; Gregarinidae
Product: putative polyadenylate-binding protein
Exons: 1
Coding region: 1-1653 (550 amino acids)
Cellular component (GO): ribonucleoprotein complex; cytoplasmic stress granule; nucleus
Molecular function (GO): poly(A) binding; mRNA 3'-UTR binding; poly(U) RNA binding
Source: RefSeq, a predicted model, not a curated record
AUGUGGUCGCAGCGCGACCCUACGGUGCGGAAGAGCACGAGCGGCAACCUGUUUGUGCGUAACCUGGACCGUGGUGUGGACAGUCGUGCGUUGCAUGACACGUUUUCGCUGUUCGGCAACAUCUUAAGUUGCAAAGUGGUAGCGGACGAGCAGGGUCGUUCGAAGGGGUAUGGUUUCGUUCACUUUGAGUCGGACGAAGCGGCUGCCUUGGCGGUGGACCGUGUGAAUGGCAUGAAGAUUGGGUCUAAGGAGGUGUAUGUGGGCCCUUUCCAGAAGCGCGGUGAGCGUCCGAAUGGGCGGGCCGAGAAUUUUACGAAUGUGUACACCAAGUCCUACCCGGUGUCUUGGGACGAAGGCAAGUUGCGUAGCCUAUUUGCCGGCUUCGGUGACAUCACUUCGAUCUUUACCUCUACUGACUCGCGCGGUCGCCCCUUCGCGUGCAUUAACUACGCCGAGCCGGACCAGGCCCGGAAUGCCGUAACUGCUCUAAACGGCAAGAAGGUAAACAAUGAAGGCCUGCUUCCCGAAGAGAAGCAGACGACUACCAGCGCGGACGCUGACAAACACGCAAGUGCUGAAGGCAAGUCCGCUGCGGAGGAGAACAAGGCUGAGGACAAGCAGAACACUGAAGACAAGGAGAAGAGUGAAAACAAGGAGAAGAGUGAAAACAGUGGUCAAGACAAGACUGGUCAAGACAAGACCGGUCAAGACAAGACCGAUGAGGCUGAGGAGGAUGAUGCUGAGGUGCCGAAGCGUAUGGACGCGAAGCGAGUGGACAAUGAGGAGGACGAGGUAAUGGUGUUGUACGUAGAUCGUGCGCAGGACCGUGCAGAGAGACUGGCUUCUCUCAAAGCCAAACACGAUCGGUCUGGUGGUGGAAUUGCGUCUAGAAACCGUUACGAGGGCGUGAAUCUAUACAUCAAGAACCUGUCGGACUCCGUGGACGACGCGGGACUGCGUGCAUUGUUUGAGGCCUUUGGUACUAUCACGAGUGCGAAAGUGAUGAAGGACGAAGAUGGGCACAGCAAGGGUUUCGGUUUCGUAUGCUUCACGACCCCGGAGGAGGCGACUAAGGCGUUAGCAGAAAUGCACUUAAAGCUGCAUGACGCCAAACCUCUGUAUGUGGGUCUUGCUGAGCAGAAGGAUAGGCGUCAAGCGCGUCUCCAGACGCACUUUAAGGGCACUGCUGCCCGGACCGCAGCACCCCAACAAAUCCCACAGGGUGUACCCACUGGUGUCCCGACUGGGUUCCCUCUGCCACCCUACUUCUCGCAGCGGCCUAUGGGCCCCUGGACUCAACCACCUCCAUUCCAGGGCGCCCCCGCCAACUUCAUGUGGAAGGCUGCCGCACCCACCCUCCCUCCAAUGGCACCCAACUACGUCAGACCUGCACCCGUUGCAGCCGCCGCACGCCGUGCUGCGCCACCCACACACAUGCCAGAGGCCACUAACAAACAACUCAUUGGCGAACAACUCUUCCCCCUCGUCCAGAAGUUCCAGCCGGAACUUGCCGGCAAGAUCACAGGCAUGAUGCUCGAUAUGGACGAACAAGAACUCAAGGUCCUCCUCGAAUCUGAAACUGACCUAAAACUCAAGAUCGAUGAAGCCAUCCGCGUCCUCGAAAAGGCAGCACAACAACAGAUAGUACACUAG